Molecule: messenger RNA, 1578 nt
Organism: Fusarium poae
Lineage: Eukaryota; Fungi; Ascomycota; Sordariomycetes; Hypocreales; Nectriaceae
Exons: 1
Coding region: 1-1578 (525 amino acids)
Biological process (GO): DNA-templated transcription
Cellular component (GO): nucleus
Molecular function (GO): zinc ion binding; DNA binding
Source: RefSeq, a predicted model, not a curated record
AUGAUGGGGUUUGAGAACAACAUUGCUGAAUCAACUCGGCCUGGCAUUCUCAGCAAUACUCUCGGCUUAGACUUGAAGACUCAUGCCGAGUAUAUCGGACCUACCGACUAUCGUGAUCCAGUCCUACUCGGCUUACACCCUCCCAAUCUUUCGAGCCAGGAGCCUUCGCCUUUUCCCACAUCUUCCACUUUUGCCCGGCACUUGGACUAUCAGACUGUUUUCCUCGUCCAUCCCGAUGAGUCCACUGCGUCCGAGAAGAUGCGCAUCGCAGACCUCGAUGCUAUUGAAGCGACAGUUCAUCCACUUGGUCGCACGUUAGUCGACCUCUACUUCCGAAUAGUUCACCCCAGUUUUCCCAUCUUGCACAAAGAUGUCUUUAUAAGCAAGCAUCGACUAUCUCAUCGACACUUUGCGCCUUCUCUAUUGGCCGCUGUCUAUCUGAUAGCCCUUGACUGGCAGAUUUAUGAUAGUUCACUCGCUGGUCGUGAGGUCGAGUCAAUACCAGAUCCAACAGCUCUCGAGACACUGGCUGAGCGUACUAUUGCCCAGGACAUGCGAAGACCUAAACUCAGCACACUCGAAGCUGGUUUACUCUUGCUCCAACGGAACCGGCGUGUAGUUGACUCUAGAUCUCAUACCCACCCUACGUCUAAUCGGAUAUUCACAGCCCAAAUUGUUGCCAUGGCUCAGGAUUUGGGCAUCCAUAUCGACUGUAGUAACUGGGCAAUCCCGGCCUGGGAAGUAGGCCUUCGAAGGAGGCUGGCCUGGGCGUUAUACAUGCAAGAUCGCUGGGGCGCUUGCGUUCACGGACGACCAUUUCUUAUACACGAUAGCGAUUGGGACGUCCGACCAUGUACUGCGCCAGACUAUCCCGAGCUUGAUCAAUUCGAUCUUGAAACCAAUCCCGAGCAUAACUCACCAGUUGUGAUUGGAUGGGAACUGUUUACACGCCAUAUCGAGUUGACUCAGAUUUUGAGCGAUGUGAUUAACACAUUUUACGGAGCUAAGGCUACUCGUGCUGGUGGCACAUUGGACCAGAUGGGAGUUGUUGCUGCUGUUGAACUAGCAAAACCUUUGGUGUUUCGUCUUAGGGAAUGGCAUUCCAAUCUACCAGUCCGACUUCAAUUGCAGAGUACUCAGCUCAGAGAGCUAUGUGCCAAUGGGGCUCUUCAUCUGGCUCAUGCAGCCAUUGAGAUUGCUCUACAUCGAGCUCUAGUACGAAUCACGACACCAGACACACCUACGUCUUUAUAUGAACUUUUAAGAUCAACCGCUCGAGUCAAACUACAAUCAGCCAUUGAGUUGCUAGGAUCUCUACGUCCCGAGCAUACUGCUGCUUUCUGGGGUAGUGCUGCAGCGUACCAAGCAGCACAGAUUGGCUCAUUGGCGGGAUUACUAUGGGCUACCACGGACUCAUUCGAGGAGAUGUCAUGGUGUGCUUCUCGAGUCGAGGAACUCAGAUGGGCAUUGAGAGUUCGUGGUGCGGCGACUCCAUUCGCUAGAGAGGCUUUGCGGCUUUUGGAGCGUGACAUUGGUGGUCUCGGUAUGGUCAAGUCGACAACAGAAGGUACUACAUGA